AUGAGCGCUGCGGUGCAGCCCGUCGGGCCAACAGGACAGCCCCCGCGGCAGCCUCUCGGGUUUGGCCUCUAUUUUGUCGCGCUUCGCGGACUCUGUGCGCUGUACGGGCUGCUCGGGAUCGGGAUCGCGGGGGCCGGCGCAUCGCUCGGACUGUACCUGCUCCUCACCACCGUCCUCGCGCCGGACCAGCGCGUCGUGAUCACACCCGUCAACUUCGACUACACCGGCGGCAACCCCGUGGCAGUUGUGGCCCUCGGGUCGCGCGAGGCCCUCAGGCGCUCGCGCGCCAACCUGCUCGCGGGGCCACUGCAACUGCCGGAUGCGCAACCGGACGUCGUCGGGAAUGUCCGGGCCGACCGUGCCAUGGCGCCCGGCGAGAAGUUCUCGGUCGUGCUGGAGAUGGAGCUCGCGGACGACUUGCAGUCGAGCACGGACCUGUUCGUUGUCGCAGCUGAUCUCCUCACGUUGCCACCACCGUGCGAAUCCUCGCGUGACGCGGCGCCGGAUGAGCAACAGCAGACAUGCAGGAGCAACCUGUUAGCACGAACCGUCAGGACGGCGGUGGUCCCGCUGCGCAGCCGGGCGCUGCGAGCGAUGUCCGCCUUCAUCCGCCUGCCGUUCCUGUUGACCGGCAUCGCUGCCGAGAGCCAGCACGUCCGCGUGGAGCUGGCCCACGGGGCGGUCGAGCAGAAGGACCCGCUCGCCGCGGUGCGGCUGCAGCUGCUCCCGCGAGGGGACAGCGCGUCGGCGGGGCUCCCGGUGGUGAGGCGGGCGGACCUGGUGCUGGUGUUGGAGCUCACCCCCCUGCGCACCCUGGCCUACUGGGUGCGACCGCCCGGGUGGGCCACGCUGCCCAUGUGGGCCGGCGCGGUCGGCACGUGGUCGCUCGGAGUCGCGUGGCUCGCCGUCGUCUACGUCGCGUACUCGUGGGGCGCGUCGGCUGCCCCGCACGUCGUCGACGGUGUGCAGCAGAUGUUGGUGCACGUGCUGCUGGCCGUCGCGGGUUCGCUCAGGCGAGUACAGGGCGCCGCGCUGCUGGACGCGGAGGUGCGCGACGGCGGCGGCGACGCCGGGGGGAGCGCUACCAGCGGCGGGCAACAGUCCGGGCAAGAUGCUACGCAGCAGUACGGCAAAGCGGGUGCGGCGGCGGAGAGGGGCGGUCCGAGUCGAGAGCGCGACUCGACGACCCAGUCCGACUCACAGUAG
Messenger RNA from Pedinophyceae sp. YPF-701, 1206 nucleotides. The record is from the annotation of a GenBank genome assembly. NCBI's taxonomy places the organism in Eukaryota, Viridiplantae, Chlorophyta, Pedinophyceae.